AUGUGCUUGAGUUUGUUCGCGUUUUGUGCGAUAGGGAUUGUCGCGUGCGAGAACGUUAAUAUAGGCGCGGUCUUCGAGGGCGACGAGGGCGUCGAGGCGGCGUUCAAAUUCGCCGUGAAAAAUUUAAACGAUGACAAUCCGGACGCCGAGUUCACGUUCGACCCGCUGGUGUACGAUAAUUUCGCCGACGGGGACCAGUUCGUGUUGAUGCGAAAUGUUUGUUCGAUCAUAGACGAGGGAGUCGUCGCGAUAUUCGGCCCGCGUUCCUACCGGAAUAUCGACGUCGUCCAAUCCAUUUGCGAUGUGAAGGAAAUUCCUCACAUAAUCACCAGAUGGAAGAGCUACUACAUAGACGGCGACAAGACCAUCGUAAAUUUCUACCCCGAUUCGAGCACCCUGUCGAGGGCCUACUACGACAUUAUCACGAAUAUGGGCUGGAAAACGUUCACGGUACUCUACGAAGGCGAUGAGAGUUUGUUGAGAAUUAAAAGUCUCGUGGAGACUGCGCACCAGGAUGGAGUAGUAACGCAAAUGAUGCAGUUGGAUCCGUUUUACACGGGAAAUUUUAGAGAUACCAUGAGAGACUUGAAGAAAACGCAACAGAAAUCGGUUGUAAUAGACUGCCACAUAGACAGUCUUUUCCAAGUAUUAACCCAAUUACAACAAGCCGGUUUAAUGAACGAGCAAUACAGUUACUUCAUAACCAAUCUGGAUACUCAUACUGAAAAUUUAAUGCCAUUUAAAUACAGCAAUGCUAAUAUAACUGGGAUCCGUCUGGUGAAUCCCGACUCUGAGUACGUUCAAAAAGUAAGCAGCGACUUGCUAUCGGAAAAUUUAAAUUUCCUGGAAUCCCCCGCUUGGAAAAUUCGACUGGAGCAAGCCUUAACCAUCGACGCCGUGAACAUGCUCGCGGCCGUGGUGAUCGACAGGCAAAAAUCGAGCGAUGUGAGGAUAAUAACCAACAAAAACAGCCUGCUCUGCGCUGAGCCGGACAGUUGGGAGCACGGUUUGAGCAUCGUUAACUUACUAAAAUCCUAUCCCCACGAUGGUCUAACGGGAAGAGUGAUAUUCGACAAUCAAGGAUACCGGAGCGAUUUGAUACUAACCAUAUUCGAGUUACUGGAAGGCGGUAUAACGGAUGUGGGUGUGUGGAGUUCCAGUUAUGGAUUGAACGCUUCCAGACCUGGAGAUGUUAGUGGCAUCGAUGAUCCGGAGAGUAUGAGAAAUAAAUCUUUCGUCGUCGAAAUUGCUCUGACUGAACCCUACGGGAUGUUAAAGCAAACAACAGAUCAUCUGUAUGGCAACGACAUGUACGAAGGUUACGCUAUUGAUCUGAUUGAGAAAUUAGCGGAAAUGGAGGGUUUCAAUUACACUUUUGUGGUAAGAGAGGAUAAAAGUAGCGGUUCUUUCGAUAAAAAAACUCAAAAGUGGGGUGGAAUGAUAGGAGAUCUUCUUGAUAAAAAAGCCGAUUUAGCUAUUUGCGAUUUUACAAUUACAUCUGACAGAGAAGGAGCUGUAGAUUUCACAGUACCAUUCAUGUCUCUAGGUAUCAGCAUCCUAUUCAGGGAACCGGAAUCCGCUCCUCCGAGUUUCUUCUCCUUCGCCGAUCCCUUCGCAUUGGAUUCCUGGAUGCUGUUGGGCGUCUCGUUCGUGACCGUAUCGCUGUGCUUCUACUUCACCGGGAGAAUUUGCUCCGACGAAUGGACGAAUCCUUUUCCUUGCAUCGAAGAGCCGGAGUAUCUGGUGAACCAGUUCAGCCUGAGCAAUUCCUUUUGGUUCGCCACGGGGGCGUUGCUGGCUCAAGGAUCGGAAAUAGCGCCAAUCGCGAUAUCGACGAGAAUGGCUUCGGGAAUUUGGUGGUACUUUUGCCUCAUCAUGAGCGCUUCCUACACGGCUAAUCUCGCUGCGUUUCUGGCUACUGAAAACCCCAUUAAAUUGUUCACUGAUCUCCAAAGCCUCUAUGACAGCCAGGACAUAACUUACGGGGCGAAGGUUAAUGGUGCUACUUUCAAUUAUUUCACGACCGCCAAGGAAGGUUUGCUGCAAAAAGUCGGGAAAGUAUUGUUGGACCAUCCAGAGUACAACGUACUGGAUAACGAUAUAGGUGUGCAAAGAGCUGAGGAUGGGAAAUAUGCUUUCUUCAUGGAGUCUUCUUCUAUAGAAUACGUUACGCAAAGGCAUUGUAAUUUGAUGCAAUACGGAGACCAUUUGGAUGAAAAAGGUUACGGAAUAGCCAUGAGAAAAUAUUCUCCUUAUAGAAAAAAACUAAGUUUAGCGUUAUUGAAACUGCAACAAAAUCAUUUUCUGGAUGAUUUAAAGAAGAAAUGGUGGGAAGAGCGCAGAGGUGGUGGUGCCUGUGAAGGUGUCGUUGAAUCAUCGGAAGCAGAUCCUUUAGAACUGGUAAAUGUGGAAGGAUGCUUUUAUAUGACGGUUUUCGGCACGAUCCUUGCAUUUGGAUUAGUUCUCAUCGAGCAUUUCCUGUAUCUCUUAAGAGUGCGAAGAAGAUCCGGAAUACCUUUCUGGAAGAUAAUUAAGGCCGAAUUAAAAGCAUACAUAAAUUUCAACAGUCCCAGCAAACCUAACUUGGAAGUGUUGAAAAAAAUUCCCGAUGAAGCCGAGGCAGAGGACGAUAAGAAAAGCGAAGAUGAUAAAGAAGAUUCCGAAGAGAAUAGGAGAAAGUCCAAGUCGGCAUCGCAAACAAGGACGUUUACGAGGAGCAGGUCCAAAUCGGUGUCCAGACAGACCAGCCAUUCCAGGAAGAAACGUUCGAAAUCCUCUGGAAAAAGAACGCCUCUAUCGUACGGAUUUAUUAUACCUUCCUCUUUGGAGAAUUUGAAGGAUAUAGAAGAAACAUUUUGA
This is a messenger RNA of Phyllotreta striolata, 2859 nucleotides long. The record is from the annotation of a GenBank genome assembly. NCBI's taxonomy places the organism in Eukaryota, Metazoa, Arthropoda, Insecta, Coleoptera, Chrysomelidae.